Molecule: messenger RNA, 1145 nt
Organism: Cervus elaphus (red deer)
Lineage: Eukaryota; Metazoa; Chordata; Mammalia; Artiodactyla; Cervidae
Gene: C15H10orf95
Product: chromosome 15 C10orf95 homolog
Exons: 2
Coding region: 406-1059 (217 amino acids)
Source: RefSeq, a predicted model, not a curated record
CCUCGUGAGGAGGAGCUUAACUCAAAUGUUAGGAUAACUCAAUCCAUCUGACUGGGAAAACGGGAUGUGGAUAACAGAGAGCUAACCUAAUUGCAAAGGGCACUGGGAUGCCCUCACGGAUGUUGUGUCUAAGUUGGGGCCAGCAUGAUUCCAGCAGGUUCACUCAGUGUAAACACAGGCUGGCAAGGUCAAGGUGUUUCCCUUUGCCUGGAAACCAGGAGGUGUGGCCGAGUCAGGGCAUGAAGAACAGCAGAUCAACUGAAAAGUGGUGGAGAGGAGCCCUGCUCCUGGAUCUCUCUGGUUCCUCCAAAUGCUGGGGGCCAGCUCCCCGAGGCUAAAGGAGACAAGUCUGGACCAGGCAGGACAAGGCCCCAGGAACCACGCCGGCCGCCUGAACUUCAGACCAUGUACGCAUACUACUGCCGAGAGCCUGGGGAGGACGUCUGGCCUCUACUGCAGCACCUCACCUACACCUACCAGCCCGCCCCUCUGCUGCUGCCCCCUAUUCAAGCCCAUAACUUCUGCAGCCGGCCCUGGGACCUGUGCGCCGGCGAGUGGGCUGCUCCGCGGGAAUACCACUGCUUCCACGCCACCGGCGCGCCCCUGGAGGUCGCGCCGCCCUUUUGGGCCUUCCCGCCAGCCUACGCCGCGGCCCUGCGCCCGCCGUUCCCCGCGCCCGGCUACCUGGGGCCAUCGCUGCAGGCGCCCGCGGCCACCGGGCGGGCGGCGGUCGAGAGCGGGGCGCAGUGGCCCGAAGGCGGCACCCUGCGGGCCGAGCUGCGGUGGGGCUGCAUAGAGCGCGCACUCGGGCCGCGCCUCGAGCUGCCCGACUCGGUUCGCCGGGAGCUACGCCGCAUGUACGGCACAUACCCGCGCACCAACGUGCGCGUCACCUACCGCGGCGGCGAGUUCCUGCUCCAGGGCGCGCCGCGCCUGCGAGAGCCCGAGUACCGCGUCAAGAGGGGAGUUUUGCGGCCGCCGGCCAGCAGCGACAGCGGGGACGACAGUCCCGCAGGGGAAGCUUUGGAGCGCGGCCGCCGGAACAAGAGGAAGGCUUGAGCUGAGGGCGCGCGAGGUCCGGCGGCAGGCGACGGUGAGCACGCGCGCCGCUCUCCUGCCGCCGCAGCUAUGCGCUGGGGCUGGGU